This is a messenger RNA of Dicentrarchus labrax (European seabass), 742 nucleotides long. RefSeq names its product mitochondrial ribosomal protein S28 (gene mrps28). Bases 33 to 596 code for a protein of 187 amino acids. The record is from RefSeq and is a predicted model, not a curated record. The transcript has a single exon. Gene Ontology annotation, cellular component: mitochondrial small ribosomal subunit. Lineage: Eukaryota; Metazoa; Chordata; Actinopteri; Moronidae.
GAAGUGUUGUUCGCUCGGCAUUGUGGGACAACAUGGCGGCCUUGUGUAAGGUUGUUUCCAGGUUCAGGUGUGGAGUCUGGUCCUUCAGGUUCAUCAGGAACUGCAGCGGGACCUCCGGCAGCGACCAACCCGCCGCAGACGCACCGAGGUCGGGCUUCGCUGCCGCCUUCGACCUGCAGUCGGAGCUCCGGCGGGAGGCUGAGAGAACCGCGGCCGGAGGCAGCAGCUCCUCCUCCGGCCAACAGGAGGACUUCGCCUCGCUUCUCCGCCGGUCCCCGCUGGUCCAGAUGGGACCGGCCAAAGGCAGGACGGUGGUGGGGAGGAUCUUCCACGUGGUCCAGGACGACCUGUACGUGGACUUCGGCGGGAAGUUCCACUGCGUGAUCCAGCGGCCGGAGGGCGAAGAGGGGCUGCGGCGGGGCAGCAGAGUCUUUCUGCGGCUGCAGGACCUGGAGCUCACCGCCCGCUUCCUGGGGGCCAACACCGACACCACGCUGCUGGAGGCCCAGGCCGACCUGCUGACCCAGCUGGACGCACGGCAGAACCAGAACCAGGACGUAGAGGGGACAGAGUCUGACCGUGCUGCAGUAAAAUGAGUGGAUAUAUAAACGGAGUGUGGCAGGAUGGAGGAACUGAACGCAGACUGACUGAUGUUUGUGAACAAUAUUAAUAUUAAUAAUCUUUAUAUUAACAGUUUGGGAUGAUUCAUUUGCAUCGUGAAUAAAAGUUCUCUUCCCUCAAA